AUGACCAAACACGUCAUUAUUGUCCAUGGUGACCUUUUGACAAAAGAAAGAUUAGACACUGUCCGCAAUAGCCAACGGGUCGAGCACACACCAAAAAACCGCCUUCAAUAUGUCAUCUUCUUGCUGGGGUUAUUCCACUAUAAGAUGGCGUGCACCGAUGCCCUUUGGCGUACACAUAUCCAGCCGAAAGAAGGACGUGAUGAUGAGAAUAGCCUGUAUCAGCACAUAGGCAUUCUACGGCCUGAUGAAACGGGGAAGAUUGUUAGCAAGCCAGGAUUCAGGCGUGUACACAAUGUCCUUCAUCAUGAUGUCUGGGCCUCGAUGCUUGAUUGUUUGCGGAUCGAGGCACAACACCAAAACGCGAUGUAUACAACACUGGAAAAAUUUGCCGAAUCAGAGCCAACCUGGGACGUCAUUGUCAUGAUGUCACAUACCAUUGUGCAGAAAUACGUGGCAACAACAGAUGGCCUGGAUACUGCACGGUCAAAACCAGUGGGACAACGAGAUAAGCGGUUCGAAAACCAAACCUUGCGUAACCGAGACGAGCUGCUGUAUAUUGACCUGUGUCAGGCCAUGAAUACUGGAGACAUUGGAAGGAUAUACAUUUUCAAAGCUGCCGGAAAGCAUAAGUACUCGUCACAGAUAUCCAGAUUUCUGAACAACUUACAGUUUAACUGGCCGGAAUCAUUGAGUGACAUUAUACGAAUGAACUUACUGUGCAAUCUAACUGGGAAGAGUGCAGCAUUCUGCACUGUUGACUGGCUUGUUGAACGAAACAACCUGUACACCAAGGUAAUUUUCCCAGGUGGUGGCCCAAACGGCACUCUUGAGCACAUUAUAAAGGAAUCUCUGCUCAUUGAAAUAUACCGUAGCUGUCAUGUUACUAUGGAGAACGUGUUUCACUUACAGCACCGAACCAUUCGGCACUCAGCACCGGAUAUGACGAAGACAAUAAAAAAACUAUCUGGGCAUAUGAAAGACAAGAAUGUACAUCUGUCAAAGGACGGCUGGAAGGCCCUGCGAGUAGUACCGGACCAGGUUUCAGCAGGAAUGACACUGAUGCAGGAACAAAAGGUUGUUAAUGAAGAGGAUAGUAGUAGUUUUGACAUUGAGGCAGACGAUUUCCUCGACUAA
Molecule: messenger RNA, 1134 nt
Organism: Suillus subalutaceus
Lineage: Eukaryota; Fungi; Basidiomycota; Agaricomycetes; Boletales; Suillaceae
Exons: 4
Coding region: 1-1134 (377 amino acids)
Source: RefSeq, a predicted model, not a curated record